AUGUCGAACUCAGAGAUUGACCUUGAUCUUACCGAGAUCCAUUUUGACUUCUUCUGCAAGGUCGGGGGCACGCCUCAAAUGCUACAUGCAUUGAUUGCUGCCCAGGAGGAUGAUGUUAGACGCUGGUCUUCUUGUCCUUCGUUUGGACCUUUCAUCCACAAGCUCUUCGUUCAGUCUCCGGAUGUCUCUCGUCUUGGACCCAUUCAUCCCACUGGUAGCAUAGGCUUCUUAGGACUUCGGCGCUUCAGCAACUUCCUCGCCUAUGCUGUUACAACUCCCAUUGAUGCUACAGCCACUCUCACCCUCCACAGCCCAUCAGAUGGUGAGCCUUUUCCUUUCCCCAUCAGAGAUAUUCUAGCCAGAUUUCAUGAAUACGGGCAGUAUGAACUCCACAAGGUUCGGAUGGCAAUCCGGUUCGACAACAAAACAAUCAAAUAUGUGGAUGUACAGGCAUUUCCAUCUGAGAAUUUCUUCGAGGCCUGCAACAAGGACCAGCUUCAAAAAGUCAACAUCAUGAAUAACUUGCAUUCGAGAUGCAAUGAGUUGUCUAACGGUCGCGAUUUAGUGGAGAUGGGGUUUAACACUCAAACUGCCUUCGAGGAGCAUCUUGAAGUCAUUAGGAACCGAAUGAGGGACAAUGGCUACAACAUCAAAAUUCACGUCCCAGAGGAGGUCUUUGCGAGCGAGGUUAAAAGAUUGGAGAGAUUUGUCAGCCAGUCUGGCUAUGGUUCUUUCGACUUGGGUGCUUAUAUGGACACGAACUACUUUCUGCCCUUGAUCGGCGGUGCAGUUGUUGGCACAAUCAAGAAUGGAGAAUUUGCCAUAUUUGAAUUCGAUGGUACAGGGGAUGUUCAGUUGCGCAGAAAUCACAAAAUCGACUAA
Messenger RNA from Fusarium tjaetaba, 882 nucleotides. RefSeq lists its product as uncharacterized. The coding region runs from base 1 to 882 and encodes 293 amino acids. Lineage: Eukaryota; Fungi; Ascomycota; Sordariomycetes; Hypocreales; Nectriaceae. The transcript has a single exon. The record is from RefSeq and is a predicted model, not a curated record.